Messenger RNA from Nerophis lumbriciformis (worm pipefish), 3447 nucleotides. It is a transcript of the gene smurf1, whose product is annotated as SMAD specific E3 ubiquitin protein ligase 1. The record is from RefSeq and is a predicted model, not a curated record. Lineage: Eukaryota; Metazoa; Chordata; Actinopteri; Syngnathiformes; Syngnathidae. Gene Ontology annotation, cellular component: cytoplasm. Gene Ontology annotation, molecular function: ubiquitin protein ligase activity; SMAD binding. Gene Ontology annotation, biological process: proteasome-mediated ubiquitin-dependent protein catabolic process; protein ubiquitination; negative regulation of BMP signaling pathway.
CGUCAUUACGUGCUUGAGCCUGCCCGAAAAUGUUCUCCGGUGUUGUUGGAUCUCGAGGAAGCGCAGGACUUUGCGAUGAAAUAAUACCGUCGCAUCCAUGAAGAACCGGAAAACUAACCGCGUGUUUGCAUUCUGAAGGCAUUCGCCAUCCAACGGAGUUACGAAAAAGGUCUCUUUCGGGGGACCCGAAGAGGAAGUUUGUGGGAUCGUUUUUUCACGGAGUGAUGUCGAAUCCUGGGACUCGAAGGAACGGGUCCAGCAUCAAAAUCCGACUGACAGUGUUAUGUGCCAAGAACCUCGCAAAGAAAGACUUCUUUCGUCUGCCCGAUCCUUUUGCAAAGGUUGUGGUGGACGGAUCAGGUCAAUGCCACUCAACAGACACAGUCAAGAGCACACUGGACCCCAAAUGGAAUCAGCACUAUGACCUCUACAUCGGCAAAGCAGACUCAAUCACCAUCAGUAUAUGGAAUCACAAAAAGAUCCAUAAACGGCAGGGGGCAGGCUUCUUGGGGUGCAUUAGACUUCUUUCAAAUGCCAUCAGCAGACUAAAAGACACAGGAUACCAGCGACUAGAUCUAUGUAAACUGAACCCCUCAGACAGUGACGCAGUGCGGGGGCAGAUUGUAGUGAGCCUGCAGACACGAGACCGCAUAGGUAGUGGAGGCCCAGUGGUGGACUGUCGAGGUCUGUUAGAAAAUGAAGGGCCUGUAUUAGAGGGAUGUUUUAGUGAAGAACCGCUGCCUUACUCCGACCCCACUGGUGCUGCGGGUGGCGGGAACUGCCGUCUCGACUCCCCCAGUCAAGAAAAUCGCCUUCAGACCCAGCGAAUCCGAGGGCAGGAUUCCAGAGGCCAUGGCCACACCCCUCAGAACAGACCUCACGGACACCAACCCCCGGACCUGCCCGAAGGAUAUGAGCAGCGAACAACAGUGCAGGGCCAGGUGUACUUUCUUCACACACAGACUGGUGUCAGCACCUGGCACGACCCUCGGAUACCACGGGACCUGGCCAGCGUAAGCUGUGAGGAGCUUGGUCCGUUGCCAGUGGGCUGGGAGGUCCGGAGCACGGUGUCGGGCCGGAUAUACUUUGUGGACCACAACAACAGAACCACACAGUUCACGGAUCCCCGUCUACACACCAUCAUUAGUAGCCAGCAAUCUCAAGUGAAGGAGUCCUCACAGCCCCCCCAGAUGGAUGUGGGGGUUGAAGACGGCGGAGGUGGAGGAAUGGGCGGCGGUGUCGGUGGAGACGGAGACUUGGCGGCACGCUAUGAGAGAGAUUUGGUCCACAAACUGAAGCUGCUCCGCCACGAGCUCUCCCUGCAGCAGCCCCAAGCAGGACACUGUCGAAUAGAGGUGUCUCGUGAGGAGAUCUUUGAGGAGUCGUAUCGGCAAAUAAUGAAGAUGAGGCCAAAAGACCUGAAGAAGCGUCUGAUGGUGAAGUUCAGAGGAGAGGAGGGCCUGGACUAUGGUGGUGUAGCCAGGGAGUGGCUGUAUCUGCUGUGUCAUGAAAUGUUGAACCCUUAUUACGGCCUGUUCCAGUACUCCACAGACAAUAUCUACACACUACAGAUCAACCCUGACUCCUCCAUUAACCCUGAUCACCUAUCAUAUUUCCACUUUGUGGGCCGUGUAAUGGGGCUGGCAGUUUUUCAUGGCCACUACAUCAAUGGGAGCUUCACGCUGCCCUUCUACAAACAGCUGCUCGGCAAACCCAUUCAGCUCAAUGACCUGGAGACCACCGACCCAGAGCUGCACAAGAGUCUUGUCUGGAUAUUAGAGAACGACAUCACUUCAGUCCUAGACCACACAUUCUGCGUGGAGCAUAACGCUUUCGGGAAGUUCCUACAGCAUGAACUCAAGCCUAAUGGCCGAAACAUCCCUGUGACUGAGGAGAACAAGAAGGAAUACGUGAGGCUUUAUGUGAACUGGAGGUUUAUGCGUGGAAUUGAAGCCCAGUUUUUGGCUCUCCAGAAGGGAUUCAGUGAGCUGAUCCCCCAGCAUCUCCUCAAGCCUUUCGACCACAAAGAGCUAGAGUUGAUCAUCGGCGGAUUGGGCAAGAUCGACCUAGCUGACUGGAAGACCAACACGCGACUGAAGCACUGCACGAGCGAGAGCAACGUGGUGCGGUGGUUCUGGCAGGCGGUGGAGGCCUUCAGCGAGGAGAGGAGAGGACGCCUGCUGCAGUUUGUCACGGGCUCCACCAGGGUGCCGUUACAGGGCUUCAAAGCACUGCAGGGCUCUACAGGUUCUGCAGGACCAAGGCUCUUCACCAUUCAUUUGAUAGACGCCAACACUGACAACCUACCCAAGGCACACACAUGUUUUAACAGAAUAGACAUCCCCCCCUACGAGUCUUACGAGAAGCUUUAUGAGAAACUGCUGACGGCUGUGGAGGAGACCUGCGGCUUUGCUGUGGAGUGAAAAAGACCCCCACAAGCAAAAACCAACAAACACACAGUCCACACUUGUGCUUGCACUUGCAUUCAACUCUUUUGACUUAAAAAAACAAAAAAACAACAAAAAAAACGUACCCACACAUUCAUGCACAGAACAUGGAGUAUGCACAGAGUAUGGAGGGCGGCCAAGCACGACAAGAACACAGACUGCCCGUCGCCGCCUAAACCGUCGGGAGCUACAAAGAGGAAGCACAGCAAGGAAGUCAAAUGGAAAAAAAAAAGUAUUUAAAGAAAAAUUUUUCAAAUGUUUUGAAGAAGCAUUUUUAUCUUUUUGUUUUAAACAAGCGAUGAUGUCAACUCCUCAGAAUGUCCACAGCAAACAUACUGUAUGAGCCUGCAAACAGACAACGGUGCAAUGAUGUCUGGAUGGAGAACAACGUUGCGCGACAUCCUGACUGAUUGACUCGUGUGUACUCCUUACGUUCACUUUUGACCACUGUCGUGUAUUCCGAAUGCGUCUAUGUUCGUGUGCAUGUGAGAGCGGGUGAGCGUGGCACGGUCACGCUGUAAAAAGAAAAAAGAAAAACGAUCAAAUGAGCCUCUCUUUGAUUACUUUUUGUCUCUUCCGUUUUUGUACCUGCGACCACUCUGAUCCACUCUGUUUUAUUUAUUACUAAGUGAUUACUGACCAAGCUGCUAUAUGCUCUGCAAAGAGCUCACACUAAUCUAUUCAUCCCCUCCCCCAGAGUUAAUAGGUCAACUCACUUCCAAUUCAAGUAAUCCACAAAGUGGUUUUUGAUUCAAUUCUUGACUUUAAAAACAAAAUGAUGCAGAUAUUCUUGUGAGUGUAUGUGAAGUAUUUGUGUAUUGAAUGCCUGACAUGUUAUGUUAAUUAAGGUGAAAGGGAUCAACCUUGAAAGCCCUGAUUUUAAAAAGUCUCUCCAUGGAGAGGUGGUGGUUAUUUUUCUACAUGAGCGGAGGUAAUGCAAAGGAAGAGUCAUCAGCUUCAGGAAUUUUUACGUGACGUGUAUAAUAAAAUCUUAAGCCUU